UCUCAAGACAAGCAUCAGAAGAAUCUCUCCGCUAGUUCUCACAAUUCUUAUCUGAAUAGACUACCAGAAAUGCUCAAACUUCUGCUCUUUUCAGGUCUUUUCGUCUUGUCGCUAUGCCUUCCCAAGGAUCUCUCCAGCCAGUCAGACAAUAUGGAGUUCUAUGGAGACCUAGAGAGCUCACAGUUCCUUCUUUCAGACAAGAACUCCAAAACCAACGUCCCAUCCAACACCCAACAUCUUCAUCAAACUUCUGAGAUGAGGAACCGAGUGCCAAGGGCUGUCGAAGAUUUGAGCUCUGAUGAGGGCUCGGGCAUGCUGGAAGAGACGACUACAGUUUCCCCAGCAACUACCCAAGCCGCAGCCACAGAGACAACUACUGUCAUGACAACAACAACUACACAGAGUCCGGUCACAACUGCCGCAACUACCACAACCACCACUGAAGCAACCACACAGGCCGCGGCCACAGAGACAACCACUACCAUGGCAACAACUGCUACACAGAGUCCAGUCACAACUGCAGCAACAACCACAACCACCACUGAAGCAGCUACAGAGGUCGCUGCCACAGAGAGAACCACUACCAUGGCAACAACUGCUACACAGAGUCCGGUCACAACUGCAGCAACUACCACAACCACCACUGAAGCAACCACACAGGGUCCUGUUACAACUGCAGCAACUACCACCACAGUAACAGCUACCCAGGGUCCAGUCACAGGUACCACGAUUGACAAAACAACUACUGAGGUUCCAGUCACAACCACGACACCUACCACCAUGGCUCCAACAACGACAACCACCAAAACCACCAACGCCCCUUCAACUACACAGAGUCCAGUCACAACUGCCGCAACAACCACAACCACCACUGAAGCAGCUACACAGGCCGCGGCCACAGAGACAACCACUACCAUGGCAACAACAACUACACAGAGUCCGGUCACAACUGCCGCAACUACCACAACCACCACUGAAGCAACCACACAGGGUCCUGUUACAACUGCAGCAACUACCACCACAGUAACAGCUACCCAGGGUCCAGUCACAGGUACCACGAUUGACAAAACAACUACUGAGGUUCCAGUCACAACCACGACACCUACCACCAUGGCUCCAACAACGACAACCACCAAAACCACCAACGCCCCUUCAACUACACAGAGUCCGGUCACAACUGCCCCAACUACCACAACCACAGUAGCAGCUACUCAGAAUCCAGUCACAAAUGCAGCAACCACAACCACCACCGAAGCAGCUACACAAGGUCCGGUCACAGCAACGACAACUACCACAACGGCCAAGGCCCCCACAACUACACAGAGUCCAGCCACAGCUGCAGCAACUACCACAACCACAGUAGCAGCUACAGCAGGUUCAAUCACAACUACCACGGUUGCCCCAACAACAACAACUACCACAACUACCACAACCACUAUUGCCACAACUACUACGGCCACAUCAAGCACCCCUCGCUUCAUCGUUGGAAUCCGUAUGCUGCUGCUGAAAGCCUUCAUCUCUGACUACAACAACCCUCAGAGCUCAGCUUAUCAACAGCAGGCUGCUUCAAUUGUUACCUGGUGUACUCCCAUUUACAGACGUCGAUAUGGAUCCAUGUUCAUCAGAGUUGUUGUCAUUUCACUGAGGUCCAGCAUUCGUUAUCGUCUGCAGGCCAACACUGAGGCAGAGAUUCAGGUGGAGUUUGACCAGAACGCCCCUGAGAAUGCCCCAACCAGCACUAAUGUGGCGCUAGCCAUCAAGCAGGAAGCCUCAAGCACCUCCAACCCCAUUGACGUAGACCUGAACAACAUCGAAGUCACCCGUGCCCCUCAGGUGAUGUCCAAUGCCCAGUUCACCACCAGUGAGGAAUUUGUUCUCUCCCUCCUGUCGAUCAACUCCACAUCUUACCGUAACAGGGCUGCCCUCAUCAAGGAGGAGCUUGAGCCAUUUUUCCAUGAGGACUACUCACCAGACUUCAUAUGCCUCACCCCAGAGACUUUCAGGUAUGUUUGAUAAUAACGCUCUUUUAAAAUAAAGUAAAAUAAAAUGGUAAAAUAGUGACAAAAAACCUCAGAAUUGUGUCUUAGCUUACAGUGUUGUCCAUGCCAUUGCUUUGUACUAAUGAAAAAAACAAGAACUUCAAAUCUAAAAGUAAAUGUUUUAUUUUUCAGUGUUGGAACCUUGCAUUCCAACUCCAUUCUGCACCAGUCGGAGCUGCACUUUACCUACAACGCCACCCUGCCCAGCGCCACAGACGUCUACAACACCAUGCUGAGGGCAGCCAGGAGCGGCAAGCUGAGCAUCAACAUCAUAUCAGUCAAUGGAAAAGAUGUCAGUGCUUCGUCCUCUGGUGACGUGAGCAGCAAGAUCAACCUCUUCACCACCUGCAGCUUGACUCUGCUCUCUCUUCUGCUGAUUCGGCCCUGGUAGAAGCUGCUGAUUGGUCCAUAGCUACUGGCCUUCUCGUUGGUCAGUGGUACCAGAGCAUUCCCACAACAGUCCUCCACCCUCUCAAACACAUGAAGGAAGAUUCUGGAACAGAAGAAGAGCAGGCGCCUGCUCAUUCAAACCAAUGAAGAUAUAGUGUUCAUUUAUUGUAUUUAUUUUGUUUUGAAACUACAGCACUUUCAAAUGUUGUGUAUUGUUUAAUUGUAUAAUCCUGCGUGUAUUUUGUAAAACUCUGUAUAUAAUACUUUAUUGCACAUUUAAAAGACGAAGGGCCUAUGUCUGAACUUCUUUCGAUGUUGAUGAUAUAAUGCAACUGCUGAUGAAAAACACAUUGUUGUUUUUAAUGAUGGCUA
Molecule: messenger RNA, 2801 nt
Organism: Engraulis encrasicolus (European anchovy)
Lineage: Eukaryota; Metazoa; Chordata; Actinopteri; Clupeiformes; Engraulidae
Product: mucin-2-like
Exons: 8
Coding region: 70-2013 (647 amino acids)
Source: RefSeq, a predicted model, not a curated record